UGGUUGUUUGGACACGAGCCGAGCAAUAUCUAGAGCAUCAUCUGUGGUAUACGUUAAAACUUAAAAGGAGAGAUUGUCUUUUCCACGCCCACUGUUUUUAUUGGACAAGUAAGCCCGCCUUUUACAAAAACAAACCCUAAUUAACAGUAUUAACAGCUAAGCUUCAGUUGUCCUGUGUACUUAAGUCCCGUGAAGACUGGCAACUACACGCUUUAAAUUUGGAUUAGCUCAAACAUUCUCAUUAUUAGAGAGAUUUGUUUGGGCAUUGUUUACUUCACAAUCCACAGGACAUGGUACUCUCCAACUGAACUCUGCAUUUCGAUCAAAAAUCAGUUAUUCAAUUGGAAAUCAAUCCAAUUGGGCGUAAGAAUGGCUGCUGAGAACAACUUCUUGAAUAUGGGUCUCCUAAUUGUAGCCACUAUACUAGUGGCCAAGCUUAUCUCGGCGCUUAUUGUGCCUAGAUCUAGAAAACGACUGCCUCCAGUUGUCAAGGGUUGGCCAUUGGUUGGAGGGCUCUUCCGUUUCUUGAAGGGCCCAAUUAUAAUGCUCCGCGAAGAAUACCCAAAGCUUGGGAGUGUGUUCACUGUAAAUCUAGCUCAGAGGAAGAUUACCUUCUUGAUUGGCCCUGAGGUGUCAGCUCACUUCUUUAAGGCCUCAGAGACUGACCUCAGUCAGCAGGAGGUCUAUCAGUUCAAUGUGCCUACUUUUGGCCGUGGUGUUGUCUUUGAUGUUGAUUACUCUGUGCGCCAAGAGCAGUUCCGAUUCUUUACCGAGUCUCUGAGGGUCAACAAACUCAAAGGCUACGUGGAUCAGAUGAUCAUGGAAGCAGAGGAUUACUUCUCAAAGUGGGGAGACAGUGGUGAAGUAGACCUAAAGUAUGAGUUAGAGCAUCUGAUUAUAUUGACAGCCAGUAGAUGUCUACUGGGUCGAGAAGUUCGUGAUAAGCUUUUUGACGAUGUAUCUGCUCUAUUCCAUGACCUGGACAAUGGAAUGCUCCCUAUCAGUGUUUUAUUUCCCUACUUGCCCAUUCCAGCUCACCGCCGUCGUGACAGGGCUCGUAAGAGGCUUGCAGAAAUAUUUGCAAAUAUCAUAGCUUCUCGUAAACUUGCUGGCAAAUCAGAGAAUGACAUGCUGCAGUCCUUCAUAGACUCAAAGUACAAAGAUGGUCGGCCAACAACUGAUUCUGAGAUUACAGGCUUGCUCAUCGCUGCUCUCUUUGCUGGUCAACACACCAGUUCCAUCACCUCUACUUGGACAGGGGCAUACCUCUUCCGAUACAAGGAGUACUUAUCUGCUGUAUUGGAGGAGCAGAAAACCCUGAUGAAGAAGCAUGGAAACAAGGUUGAUCAUGAUAUUUUGUCUGCGAUGGAUGUCCUGUAUCGCUGCAUUAAGGAAGCCUUAAGACUUCAUCCUCCAUUGAUAAUGCUUCUACGUAGCUCUCACAGUGAUUUUAGCGUGACUGCCAGAGACGGAAAAGAAUAUGACAUCCCAAAGGGCCAUAUCGUUGCAACAUCUCCAGCAUUUGCAAACCGCCUUUCUCAUGUCUAUAAGGAACCUGACAGAUAUGAUCCUGACCGAUUUGCCGUUGGGAGAGAAGAAGACAAGGUGGCAGGGGCAUUUUCUUACAUUUCUUUUGGAGGUGGCAGGCAUGGUUGCCUUGGCGAACCUUUUGCAUAUUUGCAGAUAAAGGCUAUAUGGAGCCAUUUGCUGAGGAAUUUUGAAAUGGAGCUGGUAUCUCCUUUCCCUGAGAUUGACUGGAACGCAAUGGUUGUGGGUGUAAAAGGAAAGGUGAUGGUGCGUUACAAGCGCCGGGAGCUUUCAGUUGACUAAAACUGUGGACUUUUUGCGGAUCCGGAUUAUUAUGCUUGCCGGAACUUAAUUGGUGCUUUGACUUUUACCGUAUUUAAUGCUUGUAGGAGGUGCUUUGCCCUCUUUAACUUGAUUGUGGCGUUUUUCUAGUUCUCAUAAAUUGUAUGGUAAUUAAUUUAGCCUGUGGCACUUAAGAUUCUGCUUGAAUUACAGACUCUCAGAGGUUUUGAUUUC
This is a messenger RNA of Jatropha curcas, 2043 nucleotides long. It is a transcript of the gene CYP51G1, whose product is annotated as CYTOCHROME P450 51G1. NCBI's taxonomy places the organism in Eukaryota, Viridiplantae, Streptophyta, Magnoliopsida, Malpighiales, Euphorbiaceae. Gene Ontology annotation, molecular function: monooxygenase activity; heme binding; iron ion binding. The record is from RefSeq and is a predicted model, not a curated record.